AUGGGUGGACUUUUUGGUUCGAGCGAACCAAUCAAAAUACUCGUAUGGGCCAAAAUUAAGCCCAUGGGUUUGAGCGAAUUGGGGUUCACUCUAACCCUUUAUGGUUCGAGAAAACCCAAUUCAAUCGAAGCACUGCUCAUUCCAACCAAGCUGUUAGAGCUUAUUUGCUCUAACAAUUGGAAUUUGACUCGCUCAAAUGAUUGCUCCACAGUGGCCAACCCCAUGAAAAGAACUUUCUCAUUACUUGCCCGCCACACGGCCAAUUCUUCGCUGGUCAGUGGAAUCAGGAACCGCCUUAAUGAUUCAAUUAAUUCUUUAAAGAUCGUUGAACGUGAUGAGAAAAAUAAGCUACGGCUUUGGUUUCUGUCUUUUGCCCUUUAUAAAUCAAUGGCGAACCUUGAUGCGAUCAGAAGAAUUUAUGAAAUUAUAGAUGGCAAUGCGGAUGGAUCUGUCGUUUCUUCUCUGAGCAAUGAUGAAGACAAAUUUAACUGCGUAGGAUUUGAAGAAUUUGUGCAUUUAUAUCAGUCAAUCUUCAGUAACGAAGACGCGGAAUUAGAAGAUGAGUCAAAGGAUUUGAUGGAAGCUUUCAAAGUUUUUGAUCGGAAUGAAGAUGGAUAUAUCUCUUCCACUGAGCUGCAACAAGUCCUGUCCUCUCUGGGAUUGAUCGCACAGGGCCAACAUUGCGAGAAUAUGAUUUGCAGAUUUGAUUCAGAUUGUAACGGAGUGUUGGAUUUCAUGGAAUUCAAGAAUAUGAUGGCAUCGAAACUCUCUUCAUGA
Cryptomeria japonica (Japanese cedar) is the source of this 777-nucleotide messenger RNA. Its product is annotated as probable calcium-binding protein CML43. The record is from RefSeq and is a predicted model, not a curated record. Bases 1 to 777 code for a protein of 258 amino acids. The transcript has 5 exons. Lineage: Eukaryota; Viridiplantae; Streptophyta; Pinopsida; Cupressales; Cupressaceae. Gene Ontology annotation, molecular function: calcium ion binding.